Molecule: messenger RNA, 3097 nt
Organism: Phragmites australis (common reed)
Lineage: Eukaryota; Viridiplantae; Streptophyta; Magnoliopsida; Poales; Poaceae
Product: auxin response factor 15-like
Exons: 11
Coding region: 415-2640 (741 amino acids)
Biological process (GO): regulation of DNA-templated transcription; response to hormone
Cellular component (GO): nucleus
Molecular function (GO): DNA binding
Source: RefSeq, a predicted model, not a curated record
GCGCGCAUCUCCCGCCUCUUCCGCUCUCUUUUUCACAGGCGACCCCCACCCCCCUUUACACCCAAAAACGCAGCGCAGCAGUGAAGAAGUGUGUUGAUUUCUACUGGCACAGCCGUUCCCCUCACCCAGCAUCUUUUCCGCCUGCUGCUGCUGCUGCUAGCUCCAUCCCCUUGCUAAGGUAGCUGCCUAUAGCCUCAACCCCUCUAACCCCCAUUCAUGGCAAUUACCACGAUGUGUCACCCCACCACAUCGCCACCUCCGUUGCUGCCCCCCUAACCCUGGUUGCUUUCCCUUCCCCUGCAACCCCACCCCACCCUUCUCAUUAAUCACUUCGCUCCCUCGGCUCCGCGUGCUGAGGUACCUGCUGCUUCGCUUCUCGUGCUUCGCGCCUGUGUCGCGUCCAACGCCGCCGCGAUGACGGGGAUCGACCUCAACGACACCGUGGAGGAGGACGAGGAGGAGACGGAGGAGAUGGUCGCCAACAACAGCUGCUCCCAGCAGAGCCGGACCAGCUCCGCGGCCACGGGGACGUCGCCGCCGACGCCGGCCCAACCAAGGCCGAGCGCGGUGUGCCUCGAGCUGUGGCACGCGUGCGCCGGCCCCGUCGCGCCGCUGCCGCGGAAGGGUAGCGUCGUGGUGUACCUCCCGCAGGGCCACCUCGAGCACCUCGGGGACGCCGCGGCGGACGGCGGCGGCGCACCGGCCCCCGCCGCCGUGCCGCCCCACGUCUUCUGCCGCGUCGUCGACGUCACCCUCCAUGCCGACGCGGCCACGGACGAGGUGUACGCGCAGCUCGCGCUGCUCGCCGAGAACGAGGAGAUCGCGAGGCGGUUGCGCGGAGGAUCGGAGGACGGGAGCUGCGGCGGCGACGCCGAGGACGGGGACACCGUGAAGCAGCGCUUCGCGCGGAAGCCGCACAUGUUCUGCAAGACGCUCACGGCCUCCGACACCAGCACGCACGGCGGCUUCUCCGUGCCGCGCCGCGCCGCCGAGGACUGCUUCCCGCCCCUGGAUUACAGUCAGCAGCGGCCGUCUCAGGAGCUUGUGGCGAAAGAUUUGCACGGCACCGAGUGGAGGUUUCGCCACAUCUAUCGAGGCCAGCCCCGCAGGCACCUUUUAACCACUGGAUGGAGUGCAUUUGUCAACAAGAAGAAGCUUGUCUCAGGGGAUGCCGUACUAUUUCUUCGAGGAGAUGAUGGGGAGCUUCGACUUGGAGUGCGCCGUACAGCUCAGCUUAAAAAUGGAUCUGCUUUUCCAGCGCUUUAUAACCAAUGUUCAAAUCUUGGUACACUAGCUAAUGUUGCACAUGCUGUGGCCACGAAAAGUAUGUUCCACAUCUACUAUAACCCCAGGUUAAGUCAGUCUGAAUUCAUCAUACCCUACUCAAAGUUUAUGAAGAGCUUGAGCCAACCAUUUUCUGUGGGGUUGAGGUUCAAAAUGAGAUAUGAAAGUGAAGACGCUACGGAAAGAAGAUACACAGGGAUAAUAGCAGGAAUCGGCGAUGCUGACCCUAUAUGGCGUGCUUCAAAGUGGAAAUGUUUGCUGGUGAGAUGGGAUGAUGAUGUAGAUUUCCGCCGACCAAACAGGGUUUCUCCUUGGGAGAUUGAACCGACCAGUUCAGUUUCAGGAUCCCAUCUGUCUACACCAAAUUCGAAGCGACUAAAACCAUGUCUUCCCCAUGUUAAUCCAGACUACCUAGUUCCACAUGGAAGUGGUUGCCCUGAUUUUGCGGAAUCUGCCCAAUUCCACAAGGUCUUGCAAGGUCAAGAAUUAUUGGGUUAUAGAACUCACGAUAGUGCUGCUGUUGCUACUUCUCAGCCAUGUGAAGCAAGGAAUAUGCAGUACACUGAUGAGCGAAGUUGCUCCAAUGAUGUGAGUAACAAUAUCCCUGGGGUUCCAAGACUAGGUGUUAGAACACCACUAGGAAACCCUGGGUUUUCCUACCAUUGCUCUGGCUUUGGGGAAUCUCAAAGAUUCCAAAAGGUCUUGCAAGGUCAAGAAGUGUUUCGGCCGUACCAGGGAACUCUAGUUGAUAGGUGUAUGAGAAAUGGUGGCUUUCAUCAACAAGAUGGUCCUCGUGCACCUAGUGUGGCAGAUAAAUGGCAUGCACAACUCCAUGGAUGUGAUUUUCGUGGGCCACUAGCACCAGUGCUUCCAUCUCAAUCCUCAUCUCCAUCUGUCCUAAUGUUCCAACGAGGUAAUUCAAAGAUGUCCCAAUUUGAAUUUGGGCAUGGCCACUUGGAUAAGAAUGAGGAUGAUAGACGUGCUAUGAUUGGCCAUGCUGAAGGUACUGGAAGAACAAAGCAAAUGUUGAUGCGCUGGCCUCAUCAUGCAUCUGGUGAAGUGGUAGAUGGACACGUUACUGUUGAAAAAUUGCACUCUACUGUUGGUGUUGGAAAGGAUGGACCAGAUAACAGGGAAGUUCGUACAAAUAGUUGCAAGAUAUUCGGCAUAUCUUUGACUGAAAAGAUUCCAGCAAGAAAAGAAAAGGAUUGUGGUGAUGCCAAUUAUCCAUCUCCAUUCCAGUCUUUGACGCAACAAGUGCCGAAAUGCCUGGGCAAUAGCUGUGCCACUGUUCAUGAGCAAAGGCCUGUUGUUGGCAGGGUGAUUGAUGUUUCAACAAUGGACAUGAUGAUCUGAUCUGUUAGCUUCAUAUGUUACUAUUUCCAAAUUAUCCUGGAGGUGAAGAAAUGCUAGGCCUGCUACCGUCUUCAUGUUGGUGAUACUUACAGCAUCUAAGCAUACGAGCUGAUCUUUUCUUGUGGGUGUGUGCUCAUUAUAGCUUAAAUAUUUUUUGCAGCACUUCUCUAUUGUGUAAUAUGGGUACUCUCAGGUUGAUGAUUGGGUCCAAUGAAGAUGGAUGAAUCAAGGGCGCUGAUCAAACUUAUAUCUUAGUCUUGGAGCUCUUAGCAUGACGUGUCUAAGUGCUUCUUGUUAUCAGCAUUUGCCGCUGCUGUGACUUGACUCUAUGCUUAUAUGCUGUAUGCUUUGACAAACCCAUUUAUAGAGGGUUUUGUUUGUAUUAUCACCGUUCUAGACUUUCAAGUAUUAUGAAAACAUAAUUUGCUUGGUGCUGCUUUGCGCCUCUGCCUCCUUA